CUCGCCGAGCAGCUCCGCCCCGCAGUCGAGGACAGACAGCGGAGAGACCGAGACAUGUGCUGAGAGAGAGACAGCGCGCUGUGGAGGCAGGACCGCUCGUCUUUAGGUAGGAAAGACAGAAAAUGUCAUUUCGCACUUGUGAGAGCGUCGUCGGUCUGUGAGGAACAGCAAGUUGUUGACGCGAAGAAGCGACAUUUAAAGCGCCACGGCAUCAACUUUGCGCGUGAUGCGGCGCGCGCGGGUUCAGCAUCGCGUCUGUGAGAGCACCGCGAGACCGCAACCGAGAUAACUUUCACACGGCAGUUCGUCACGGAAGUGUAGGCUACUUUUUCCUCUCAUUGACUGCUGAUAAAGAAGACCGACUCGCUUCAGGCGGCUUCAGAGAGAGGAGACGCACGGACCGCGCGCGCGAGUGUGGAGUACCGGCAGGAUUUUUGAGCGCGCGCGUUCGCCUGAAUGGAUGCUUACGAUCUGGCCACUUUUUUACGAGUCUGAGAAAAGUUUUUGAAAGCCGCUGGAAGGAAGAAUGGACGCGAAAAGCGAGCAUUAUUGAAGUUUGACACGCAGCGCGAUCUUCAUGGAAACAUCUCAAGCUAUGGAGGUCGAGAUGCUGGAUGGACCCUCCGUGAGAAGUUCAUUCGCUGAGCUUUGACUUUACUUGUAUUCCUUCGCUGAAGAAUGUGAUCCGUGUGAAUAAGACUCACCCACACGUGAUCGUUCUUCUUAAGCGCACCUGUUAUUAUUAACUGAGCUUGUAAUUAUCUCCCCGUUUGCGUUGACAUUAUGGACAAGAACUCUAUUGCGUAUCAGAUGGAGUUGACGCUUUUCAUGGUCGUUGUCCUGUUUUGGGUCACCGUGUGUGCGGAUGACAGUAAAAUCAUUUCAGACCGGUAUGCUGUGUACUGGAACAGCACGAAUCCCAGAUUCUUGCAUGGUGAAUACACAGUGGAAGUGGCCAUCAACGACUACCUGGACAUCUACUGUCCACACUAUGAGGACCAUCUUCCUCAGGAGCGCAUGGAGCGCUACAUCCUUUUCAUGGUCAACUAUGACGGCUACACCACCUGCAACCACCACAUGAAAGGCUUCAAGCGCUGGGAAUGCAACCGCCCAAUGAGUCCGAAUGGGCCCCUCAAGUUCUCAGAGAAGUUCCAGCUGUUCACACCCUUCUCUCUGGGCUUUGAGUUCCGCCCAGGUCACGAAUACUACUACAUCUCCUCACCACACCCCAACCUCGGUGGGAAGCCGUGUUUGAAGCUGAAGGUGUACGUCAAGCCUACCAAUGACUCUCUGUACGAGUCUCCAGAGCCGUUCCUGACAGAUGACUCCAGCGGUGGUUGGGCAUUAACGCCCAGUCUGUGGCUCAUGCUUCCCUUGUUUCUGCUCCUGUGUCCCUCAUAGCAUUAUUAUCCUCUGAGCAUGACCACGCCCACCCAACCUGCUUCACCCCGCCCCUUCAUGCAUCACAAUGAUACGCCACGCCCCUUCAGCUCUGGAGUCCAGCCAACAGACGUUGACAUGGAUUUUUACCUUGCCUGCAACCCUGCAGGAAAGCCGCUAACCAGCCCUCAUUUGCAGUGACAAUUAUGCCAUGCCCAAAUUCAGGCAUUCCUGCUCUUGCUCGACUGACAAAAGACAUGUGAAUUGGCCAGCUUUUUUUGAGAGCGCUUUACUUUUCUGCCAACAUCCCACCAUCAUCCGCGUGUCAGGAGACAGAUUCAACCGACUGCCAUCUGAAUCGCUCUGUUUGUCUGCUUUAACAACCUACCUGAGCCUUCACUGUCAUCUGAGCUCAAUUUCCAUGUUUGUGAGAGCAUGUGUGAGUGUUGAUGCUCGUGUGUUUGUGCUCAUCGGUGCGUGUAUGCCGAUGUUCGCAUAUGAACAAAUGUACAGAGCAGUCACUGUCCCUUACACAAUUACUAGAAAAACUUAUUCCAUUACUCAUUGAGAGAAGAAGACAAUUCUAUCUGUGAAUCUGCCAAAGACACUACUACAAUAAACUUUUUUAAAAAGGGGAGUGGGGAAAAUACUGGCUUUGGUAGGAGAUUACAUGCAACCAUGGAACAUUUCAGGCUUUUAGAGUCAUGGGAGGGGAGUGACAGACAACAGUGUAGAAUUUUCUAUUAUUAUCUCUUUUUUUUUUUGUCAUACAAAAAGAAACAAAAAAAAACAAGAAUGUUGCAUAGAUUUAAAAAAAAGAAAACCUAGCUAAAAAAUUGCCUUUUUUCACUGGUGCUUAAUCUGAAAUGAACUUGUCUGUCUUGAACUGCAAAAAGAUCAUUUUCUUAGUUAUUAUUUUUUACUUGUUUUCAAGAAAAAGAUAUUAAAACCUUUGCAAAACAAGAUGCAUUUAAUUGUGAAAUAAAAUAGUGUAAGAUAUAUUAUUUCAAAUAAAGUCUUGCAUUGA
Molecule: messenger RNA, 2407 nt
Organism: Carassius carassius (crucian carp)
Lineage: Eukaryota; Metazoa; Chordata; Actinopteri; Cypriniformes; Cyprinidae
Product: ephrin-A2-like
Exons: 4
Coding region: 784-1401 (205 amino acids)
Biological process (GO): ephrin receptor signaling pathway; axon guidance; osteoclast differentiation
Cellular component (GO): plasma membrane
Molecular function (GO): ephrin receptor binding
Source: RefSeq, a predicted model, not a curated record